GAAACCUUCCGACCCACGCAAGACGAGUACCCCGUCUACUACUUCUUCUACGGAACGCUCGCAGAGCCGCAAUGGCUUAAACGCAUCCUGAACCUGCCUGAAAUGCCGAUCCUCAAGCGCGCUACCAUCCACGGCGGCACACUCAAGAUGUGGGGCCCGUACAAGGCCUUGAUAAACGGACCGGAAACUAUCCAGGGCUGGGCGUAUCUGGUGCAGAAUAAGAAGCACGAGACCAGGCUUUGCGAAUACGAGACCCCGAACUAUGAGGUCGUGAGGUGUAAGAUUAGGUUUGAGGAGGAAGGCGAGGUUCCGGGUUGUGUGUUUCGCUUUGUGGAUCAGAGACAAUUG
Molecule: messenger RNA, 348 nt
Organism: Aplosporella prunicola CBS 121167
Lineage: Eukaryota; Fungi; Ascomycota; Dothideomycetes; Botryosphaeriales; Aplosporellaceae
Exons: 1
Source: RefSeq, a predicted model, not a curated record